AUGUCUAUAGUAAUGGGAUCAAGCAUGUCAGAGAUGUACUGGAUAUCCCAUGAAGUGCCAAAAAAACAAGCAUACCGACAUCCAGUUGUGAAUUUUCCGCCAGCACUUUAUGAGUAUGUGAUUGGAGAGCUUGGGCUGGCUCUGGUGCUGGUCCUAAACAAAGUGGACUUGGCCCCACCAGCUCUCAUGGUUGCCUGGAAGCACUAUUUCCACCAACACUACCCCCAGCUUCACAUUGUCCUUUUUACCUCUUUCCCUCGAGAUCCUCACUCCUCGCAGGACCCUAGCAGCGUUUUGAAGAAGAGUCGGAAGCGAGGUAGAGGGUGGACUCCGGCCCUGGGACCAGAGCAGUUACUGAAAGGCUGUGAAGCUAUCAUUGCAGGGAAAGUAGACUUGAACAGUUGGCGGGAGAAGAUUGCUCGAGAUGCGGCUGGAGCUACCUGGGGUAAUGACUCUGGGGAACAGGAGGAGGAGGAUAAUGGGCCAGCAGUCCUGGUGGAACAGCAGACUGAUACAGCGAUGGAACCGGCUGGUCUAACCCGGGAGCGUUACAAGGAUGGAGUGGUGACCAUCGGCUGUGUAGGUUUCCCCAAUGUGGGAAAGUCCUCGCUGAUCAACGGGCUGGUAGGACCAAAGGUUGUGAGUGUCUCCAGAACUCCAGGCCACACCCGAUACUUUCAGACCUACUUCCUCGCCCCCACUGUGAAGCUCUGUGACUGGUAA
Messenger RNA from Elephantulus edwardii (Cape elephant shrew), 723 nucleotides. RefSeq names its product guanine nucleotide-binding protein-like 1-like. Gene Ontology annotation, molecular function: GTP binding; GTPase activity. Lineage: Eukaryota; Metazoa; Chordata; Mammalia; Macroscelidea; Macroscelididae. The record is from RefSeq and is a predicted model, not a curated record. The transcript is spliced from 3 exons. Bases 1 to 723 code for a protein of 240 amino acids.